Messenger RNA from Capsaspora owczarzaki ATCC 30864, 2876 nucleotides. Its product is annotated as ribosomal protein subunit S2. Gene Ontology annotation, molecular function: structural constituent of ribosome. The record is from RefSeq and is a predicted model, not a curated record. Lineage: Eukaryota; Filasterea; Ministeriida; Capsasporidae. Gene Ontology annotation, cellular component: ribosome; mitochondrial small ribosomal subunit. The coding region runs from base 24 to 2747 and encodes 907 amino acids. The transcript has 6 exons. Gene Ontology annotation, biological process: translation.
UCUUCUUUGAUUUUCGUUUUCCAAUGCUUUCUGCUGCGUUGCUCCGGACUGCAGCAGCACAAGGACUGCGCGGGAUGCGGCGCUCAUGCAGCCCUGCCACUGCGGCUGUGACUGCGGCUGUGACUGCUUCGGCUGUAUACGGAUCUGAUGCUGCUGUCCAUGGACGCCAGCAGCUGCAACACCGGCGCUGGAUGGCCACCGCGAGCUCGGGCUUUGGCUCGGAUAAACGCGCAAAACCAACAGCAGCAUCGCCAGCGAGCGCUGCUGCUGCUGCAGACUUUAUGCGCGCGCAGCGUCAGUCGGACUUGGCAUCGUCACCGGAGUCGCUCGAGCAGCCGCUGCAAGAGUUGGAGGAAGACAUGGAGGAAGAUGGUGAAGAGGCUGAAUCCAAGAUUUUCAAAGCUCAGUACACCGACGAGAUGGAAGACGAUGGUGCCCCGGAGCUGGACGAUCCGCGAUUCACGGUGGAAAAUGUCAAGUGGCUGCAGCGCGUGUUGAACAUGCAGCCAAGCGAGCGCCGCGCCGAAUGGUUUGGACUGCUUCGCAAGGACGAGCCCAUCUCGGACUCGGACCUCACCUUCCGAGUCGGCGUCUUGUCGUCGUGGGCACAGCGUCGUGCAGAGUCGGUGGCGACCGCAGAGGCGUACACAACCCUUGCGAUGGACCAGGAAGCUGCACUGGCGGUCGAGGCGGCAGAGGAGGGCGAAGUCAUUGAGCCUGCCGAGGCACCCGGCGCGCUCGAUGAGGGCGCACUCCAGCUCGACUUUGAUCCCAGCAUGAACAAGAUGCUGGUACGGAGGUCGGACGAUGCCACUCCCCGGCCCGUCCGCCCGGAGGACGAGCCAGUGCCAGAGCUCAAGGAGGACGAGGAACUCAACCCGGAGGGACUGGGUCACAGCAUUCUCCCUGCCGAGGAUUUCGAGACAGACCUCCAAAACUUUAUUGCCUUCCUUGCGGGUGAGAGCCCACGCUUUGGUGACGAGCCUGCCCCGGAAGUGCCCGAGGCAGAGGAGGACGCGUACAAGACCAUCUAUCCUGCAGAAGCUGCCAACUUGACCAAGACGCUGCACACGCAAAAGCUCGAGCGGGAAGACGCCGCGAUGGCCGAUGUGCUGCACGAGCUGAUUGGUGGCACGCCGCUGGCUCAGUUCCAGCCGGAUCUGGUCGCUGCCCUGCCCAUCACUCCACAAGUCGAGCUGGAAGAAAUCGGGCCAAUGACGCUCAGCUCGAUCGAUCUCUCUCUCCAUGUGCUCAUGUUCUACCACAUUGCCCAACACCACCCAUCCAUGCUAAAGGCAUCGAACGCUGAGACUGAAAAUGAAAUUUCGGAAGACGUCUUGGUCAUCCGCCACGCUCUGUUUGUCAUGCUCGAGCCGCACCUUGUCACUGUUAAGGGCAUCAAAGCCAUCGAGGCGGAAGCGAUGGACGAGUUUGUCCAUCUUCUCCACGAGCUUUUGCCCUUCCAAUUCUCGGGCCCUCGCUUCAACGGUCAGCUCCUGCACAUGUUCUUUGUCGAGGCCAUGUCUGGGUAUGUGCACACGGGUACGCGUCUUGACCGCGCUGUCGACGCCCUCUUGUUGCGCACAAUCCCUCGUUUGCGCGAAAUAUACGCCAUGCCGGCGCUCAAGCCUGCGCUGAUUGAAGACUUUGCGCCCAUCGCUGACCGUCUCAACGACGGCGAGCUCCGACGGCUGUACCGCAAGUUUGUCCCGCGCGAAGUUAUCGAUGAUGGUUUUGCCACUGCCGGUGUGAGCUCCUUGAUCGACCAAAUGGACGUGCUCGGCACUCCGUCCGUCGGCGAUAUUGCCGCCAUGCCGCAAGUCACCAUUGUUCCGCGCGACGUUGCCAUGAAUGCUCGGGACGUUAUCGCUGCCGACACGCGUGCGUUUGUCAUUGAGCGCGCUGCGGAAGAAGAGUCCGACCGCCCGAUCGCAACGCCCAUCGAAGACGAAGAGGAGCGACUCCAACGCGAGUUUUCGGGCAAGUCCAGCAGCAUGCCCGACCCCGUCCUGUUUGCCCCUGGGCAACAUCAACGCACUGAGGCAUUCUUUGCCAGCUUGCCUCUUGGCCGCCCUGCCGAGGCGGUUGGUAACGCCAUUGUCGAGCCCAAGCUCUUCCUCUCGGAACACUCUGUCACCCUCCGUCAAUUGUUUGAUGCCGGUGUCCAUUUGGGUCACAAGGCUGGUUGCCACAAUGUCUUUGCCAACUCGUACAUUUUUGGCGAACGCGAUGGCAUUCAUAUUAUUGAUCUAGAACAGACUAUUGUCGCAUUGCGUCGUGCAUGCCGUGUCUUGAAGCACAUUGCCUACCAAAACGGUGUCAUUCUGUUUGUCGGUGGUCGCUCCAAGCACAAGCAGCUUGUCCGCGAGACUGCCAUGUCUGUCGGCGAGUACUACAUUGCCAACAAGUGGAUGCCUGGCACCCUGACCAAUCCCAUGAGCACGCUUGGUGCUUUGCGACAGCCCGACCUGAUCGUGCUAACAUGCAUGCCAAUGUCGAGCCAAGUGGCACGCGAGGCUAACCUUGCCAAUGUGCCAACGAUUGGCAUUGCCGACACGGACUGCGAUCCGCGCCAAGUGACGUACAGCAUCCCGGCCAACGACGACUCGCCACGCUCCAUGGCCUUGCUGCUCAAUGUCAUGCGCAUGGCUAUCGAAGAAGGCAAGACGAAGCGCCAGGCUGGCUUGCCGCUCGAGUACGGCCCAACACCCACGAACGCUCCAUUCUCGUACACGACGAGUUUGUGAAAAAGGACGAAUUUUCUUCUUGGCUUGCUUUGUUCCCUUUUUUUGCGCCUGAUUAUUUUUUUUCUUCCUGCUGCACCCCUUUGAGCACUACCCUUGUAUCAUUACAACCUCACAUCCACGGUUAUCCAU